Aspergillus brunneoviolaceus CBS 621.78 is the source of this 2388-nucleotide messenger RNA. Its product is annotated as phytoene desaturase. Gene Ontology annotation, biological process: carotenoid biosynthetic process. Gene Ontology annotation, molecular function: intramolecular lyase activity; oxidoreductase activity; transferase activity, transferring alkyl or aryl (other than methyl) groups. The transcript is spliced from 10 exons. NCBI's taxonomy places the organism in Eukaryota, Fungi, Ascomycota, Eurotiomycetes, Eurotiales, Aspergillaceae. The record is from RefSeq and is a predicted model, not a curated record. Bases 1 to 2388 code for a protein of 795 amino acids.
AUGGGCUACGACUAUGUAAUGGUCCAUGUUAUCUACAACGUCCCAGUGGCAGUCGGGCUACCCGCUGCCUUCUGGCCCUUCAUGACGCGCCUGGACUGGACGCGAAUAUUCACCAUGGCCACGAUAGCACUCACAGCCACGGUUCCGUGGGAUUCAUACCUUGUGCGCCGCCGGAUCUGGACUUACCCCCGGGAAGCCGUGACCGGCUACAAAUUGUUGUUCCCUGCCUUUGUGCGACCAGCAGGUGGGAAAUUCUUCAGCGUGGGAAUCCUGGUCCUGGCUUGGGCUGGCGCCAUAGGUGUCAAAUACCUCCUAGAUGGAGGUCGGUACACCUACAUGGGGUUGAUUCUGGUUUGGGCUUGUCCGUUUCUGCUGGCUCAGUGGGCAAUCGCCGGCCACUUCACAUUGGCUCUCCCUCGCCGCGAGAUUCUUCUGUCAGUAAUGCUCCCAACAAUGUUUCUAUGGACAGUGGACACAUUAUCAAUGCGGCGAGGCACGUGGGUCAUCGAGUAUGGCACGAAACUGGGCCGGGAGGUAUGGAGAAAUAUGGAUAUCGAAGAAGCCGUCUUCUUUCUCCUAACAAACUUGCUAAUCGUGUUCGGGUUUGCCGCAAUCGACUUUACCAUAGCCCUAACCGAUGGCAAGCUCGCUCAAUCCAAGUCGAGUAUCCACGACGUUCCUUCCUGCGGGCAAAUCUUUCGGAACUUCGUUUUCUCGCCACAGAAACUAGAUCCUGACUUUGUGGCUCGCCUGAGCAAGGCAGUUCGAUGUUUGGCUACCAGUAGUCAGAACCGAUUUACAGCAGUGACAGCCAUCAACAAUUGUAGAACACGGCUAGCCCGUCGGUUCUCACCAGACUGGGAAGAGCAGGGGAAACCUAAGCCUUCGGAGCUGAGUGAAGCGAUAGUGGCUCUCCCCGCCUUCCGACUGCGCCUUUCGCCUCUCCAAGGUCUCCUGGAGGGGUUCCGCACCGAUACCAAGUUCGACCGCGAGAGCAGUGGUUUCCCAAUCGACUCCGAAGAGGAUGUAGACCGAUAUGCCUAUCACGUCGCAGGCACCGUGGCCGCCAGCGUGUUGGACCUCGUGUUCCACCACUUCCCCCAUCACGCGUCGGGGAACCAUGCCACUACGCAGCGAGUGAUGAUUGCAGCCGGCGAACAAAUGGGCCAAGGUCUUCAGUUGGUCAACAUCGCGCGCGACAUUGACCGGGACGCGCGGAUCGAACGGGUCUAUCUUCCUACGGCCUGGCUCAAGCACGAGGGCAUCACCCCGGCAGACGUGCUGGACAAUCUGGGUAGUGCCCCGGUGGAACGGUUGAGGAGACGCCUUCCCCAUGCCUGGACCUUUGCCUCGAUGUAUAUGGGCAUGAGUCCGUACGAGGCGCCGAGGACAUACGCGCUGCUGCAGUACUCGGAGACGGUCGACGGGAUCUGGUAUCCGCGCGGUGGAUUUCAGCGGGUCCUCCAAGCGCUCGCCGACAUCGGCCACACCCAGGGGGUCGAAUACCGGCUACGCAGCCCAGUGACCCGCAUUCUCCUCUCCGACGACCAGCACACUGCGCGGGGCGUGCGCCUGGACUCAGGCGAAAAGAUCCUGGCCGACGUCGUCAUCGUCAACGCGGACCUCGUCUACGCAUACAACCACGUCCUCCCGCCCUGCCCGUAUGCCGCCGGGCUCACGCAACGCCCGACCUCCUGCAGCAGCAUCUCCUUCUUCUGGGCGGUGGACACGCCGCUGCCCCAACUCCGCCCGCACAACAUCUUCCUGGCCGAGCACUACCGCGAGAGCUUCGACGCGAUCUUUAUCCAUCACAGCAUUCCCGCCGACCCGUCCUUCUACGUCAACCUCCCCAGCCGGAUCGAUCCCACCGCCGCGCCGGAGGGCAUGGAAGCGCUGGUCGUGCUGGUUCCGGUGGGCAGUCUGCGCAGCUCCGGAGAAGGGAGUCACCAGGAUCAAUGGGCAGAGGAGAUCGUCGUCGCAAAUACCCGCGAGCUGGUCCUGCGCACCAUUGAGUCCCGCACGGGGAUCCGGAACCUCAGCGCACACAUCCUCCACGAGACGUACGAGACCCCGCUAACGUGGCGGACUAAGUUCAAUCUCGAUCGCGGCGCGAUCCUGGGCCUGUCGCAUUCCUUCGGCAAUAUGUUGAACUUCCGGCCUGCGAUGAAGCACGCGAGCAUUGAUGGGUUGUACUUCGUCGGCGCGAGUACGCAUCCUGGGACAGGCGUGCCGAUCUGUCUUGCGAGAGCGAAGUUGGUUGCGGAGCUGGUUAAGCGGGAUGUCGAGUCUGUGGAGAGCAGUGAUAGGGAUAGGGCUACAGGGCGGGUUCUCUGGGGUAUACUGUUGGAGAUGCUUGGUGUUGCUGUCGCGGCCGGCGAUGAGCAUUGA